This is a messenger RNA of Botrytis cinerea B05.10, 3718 nucleotides long. RefSeq lists its product as hypothetical. Gene Ontology annotation, molecular function: hydrolase activity, hydrolyzing O-glycosyl compounds. Gene Ontology annotation, biological process: carbohydrate metabolic process. NCBI's taxonomy places the organism in Eukaryota, Fungi, Ascomycota, Leotiomycetes, Helotiales, Sclerotiniaceae. The transcript has a single exon. The record is from RefSeq and is a predicted model, not a curated record. The coding region runs from base 269 to 3625 and encodes 1118 amino acids.
GCUUAUACUGGCUAAGAUGUCCAGAAUUUACAUUUGGUCUGAGACUUAACUGUCCCAAAAAGUAAACUCUGAUAAGACAGCAUGAAUUAUGGUCGCCAGCCUCAGCCUUUGAGGAGGAUCUGGGCACUUCAAUUUGAUAUUCAUGGCAGCCCAUGAAUAUGCAAUUUAAGAUCUAUGUUGUGGCAUCAUUUUGACAAUAUGAAGUCAUGAUGAAUGUGAGCUCGAAGAAUUCCUCUCCUCCCAUUGCUUGCUGUUCUUGUUGUUGAUCAUGCAUACCCUUUCUAUUCUGUCUUUACUCUCUACGGCUGCAUUUUCUGUGCACGCCCAAUCUUCUUCUACCCCUACGAUCGCUUCGAGUGAUGAUUGCUCUUGUGGUUAUUAUGAUAUCGUAACUGGAAACCUCUUCACGGAAUCCCUGAUCACUUAUUUCAAUGAGACCGACACUCUUUCGGACGAUUUCAUACUUCAGUCCUACGAAAACAAGUACGAGAAGGAUUACAACAGCAUAUUCCGCCAAGGUUCUAAUCCUGUAAAUAUCAAGCUUCUCAACAGUUCAUCACUUGCAUCCAAAAAAGACGAUUCUACAUCUCAAGUUGUGUCCAGAUCGCUUUCUUCACAGCAUACUUCAUCAAACACCACUCAUGGAAACAUCCCAAAAACAGCCAGUGAAGAAGAUGGCAACUCUUCAAUGGACAACGAUCCAGUCUCACUGUUCUCUCCAUCUGCUAGAUCCUCAAAUUCAUCCCUCAAACUGUCUGUAGAUCCACCAAAUAGUGAUCACUUGGUCACAGGUGGUAGUAUCAAGACUGUCAGACAGGAUAUUCAAUAUGGUUCAGCACGGGCUUAUCUUCGUCCCUCAAGUCAAGGAGUUGGAGGAACUUCGCUCUCAAUGAUGUUCCGAUACAACGAAUCAGAGUCCAUGGAAAUGAACAUCAUGAAUACCAACCAAAACUCAACUGCUUGGGUUACGAGUUUGAUUCAUUCGGAAUUUCCAAAUCCAUCCUUGGGCACGAACUUCAGUACUUUUGCCGAGAAGAAUAUUUCUCUGUAUAAUUACAACGAAUUUCGACUGGAUUGGACAAAGAACGAAGUUCAUUGGUAUAUCGGAAACGUUCUCGUCAGAUCAAUUUCUAAGAAGAAUAGCUCUGUGCCAUCUACGCCCUCCCCCUUCUUUAUCAAGCAUUGGUCAACAGGGAAUCCAUAUUCUAUGCAAGGUCCACCCAUAUCUAUCUCAGAUGCGAAUAUUGGAUGGGUUCGGCUAUUCUUCAAUUCGUCAUUAAUGAAUUCUACGCAUCAUGCAGAUUUCAAUACGCGAUGUAAUCUCAGAGUCGCAUGUUCAAUGGAAAACACUACUUUACGCGGCUCCUCGAGUUUCCCGUCAGCCGCUGUAAGUCCUUGGGAACACCACGUUGCCCAUGGUACACUUCGAUGGGUAGCGAUUUGGUUCAGUGUCGGCUGUAUGGUUUCAACUUUGACGGCUUUAACGAACGCUCUUCUUAGGCUCAAACUCUUCAAGAAAGCAGAAGAAAACCCCCAACGUUCUACGGAGGAUGAUACUAGUGCGAUAAGUCCACCUUCUCCUCCAUACGCCUAUUCCAGAAAUGCAAGCUUGACACCUGCCCCAUCAUAUCGGACAAGAAUUGAAUCCUAUAAUUCAGGGACAUCGACUUUAGUGUCUUCUUUCAACUUCCCGACUGCGAGUCAUUCAGGGGAACGAGGCUUAAGCGGUAUUGGGUCUGUUGAUCAUAUAUAUAGCCAAGUCGAUCACGAGUGGAAUACUAGCGGAAGUAGUUCAGGCGACAAUAGCGACAAUGCAAUAUCUAUCAACGAGUUGCCUCCUAUCCUAUCCCCUUCAGUACCUAACUCACCAAAUUCCAGUCGCUCUGAAAUUGACAUUAAAGACAAGUCCAAACGAGUCUCGGGGCUUGACAGUAAUAAUGCUGCGAAUACACUGGAUCAUAUAACGCUUGACAUUGAAUCUAACGCCAUAAAUCAGCAGUAUCAGAAAGAAAGUCAAUUUCGUCUAGAUGGGAAGAAUAUCACAAACACAUUCCCAACAUCGGCAUUCUCAACGCAUGAAAGUGCAUCCCCAAUGGAAACAAGUCAAAGAGUCGAUCACUUAGCAGGUCUCAUCACCAUUGCAGCAAUAAAUGUAACUGUUCUUCAUUUCUGCCUGACUUUCGUACCGGCCGUCAUUGCCCCUGGUGCUUUUGCUCAUUAUUCCGCUGAAAUAUGGAUCAAUAAAACCAUUGUACCUUUCUUUCUCAACCAAGGGGCCCUUGGUCUUUUCUUUACAACCUCCGCUCGAUUUCUUAUUACUCCUUUUCUGCAUGACGGUGACCUCUCUUCUAUAUCUUCGAAGAUAGUCAGUCGGGUCUUCCAAAUAAUGUUACCGGUUUUAAUAUUCGCCCUUCUAGAAUACUUUCUCAUUCUCUCAGGAGCAACUUACUAUCUUCCUUUCUUGCCAUCGAUCACCUGGAGCACCUGGCCUUAUGUGAUUCCAUUUCCUCAUAUCGGAUAUCUGCUCAAUGAAGUCAUCGCACUUGCUUACACAAUUCCAAACGCAGUCCCUCUCAUAACAUUCAACUACUGUACUGGCGUUCUCUGGACUAUCCCUGUGAUCAUACAGGGAUCAUGGACUACGCUUCUUGCCAUCCUUCUCAUAACCUCUAUUCCGACCCCGAAGAAACGCUUCCCCUUCUAUGUAUUUUCGUUGUUGAUCAAUUGGUACUCGCUCUCCUGGUCUUCGUUCUUCUGGGUCGGCAUUCUACUCACAGAUCUCGAAGUUACAUACCAUAUGCCAAGAUACCUACACAAGUAUCCUCUCAUCUAUUACCCUCUAAUUUUGACUCUCACGAUCCUCGCUCUUUUGGCUCUUAGCGCAGACACCUUCAACCAAUGGCUCGACUACAGCAUCAUAGCUAAAGAAACACUCAUCCAUCCCGACCCAAGCACGGGCCUUCCAGCUACUAUCACUCACAACUCCGGAUACCCUGGCUAUCCAGGCUAUUGGGUUCCUCAUUUCAAUGGCCUCAUAUUCUGUACCGCGAUCCAAUGCCUGGCAUCGAUAUCUCCCUUAGUCCAGUCAUUUCUGUCCGCAAAACACCUCAUGCUAUUAUUCCCACAUGUUUUCAGCAUGUAUCUAUUCCACGGUAUGAUCUUCUGGUCUCUUGGUUCUUGGGUCUGUCUUACUCUUAACAAUAUCCUGCCAUACUGGGCAGUGUUGAUUGUUACGGCCGUUGUAUGUUACACAGUCUUAUUUUUAUCACUGCCUAUGUUAUCUUUAAUAGCAGGGUUAUUUGGGAAGGGAUUGGCAGGAGACAUCAAGAGAGACUCUCGAGAAGAGCCAUUGAAGGGACGACCAACAUUAACACCGUUUGGAAGAGAUUGGUUGAAUCGGAAUGGGAUGAUUGACGGUAUUCCUGUAGUCACUGUUGAGGCAUCGACUGAAGUGAACAAGGUUGAAAAAACCGAUACAGAGAGGAAGGGAACGGAUGGAGUAAAGAUCCGGGUUAUGGAGUGCGACGAGGAGGUUGGUGGAGAUUCUAUUGCUAGCUCUGCCGACAAGGUGGGCAGGCUUGGCUCCGCCGACGGCGAAGCGGAAGAUCAAAUCAGUAAGGGUUGAAGUGUAGACAGAGCGCUGGUAGUUGUUUGGUAGAGGGUAUAGAUUUUGGAAGGCGCCAUUUUUACAUAAAUUACAUAAUAGUUCUCUUCUACA